AUGAAGGCAGCACAGCGGAGAGGCGUGUUUGAUCAUCGUGGGUCCGUGAAGGCAGCACAGCGGAGAGGCGUGUUUGAUCAUCGUGGGUCCGUGAAGGCAGCACAGCGGAGAGGCGUGUUUGAUCAUCGUGGGUCCGUGAAGGCAGCACAGCGGAGAGGCGUGUUUGAUCAUCGUGGGUCCAGGAUCGGCAGCAAUUACGAGGCUUUCCCACAGGGGUCGUCUGUAAACGGUCAAAUUACAGCAUCACUUUGGGUCAAAACUAAGAGUCUGGACAGGUGGUGGUCGUCAUACUUACGGUGUGUGGCGUGA
Molecule: messenger RNA, 309 nt
Organism: Knipowitschia caucasica
Lineage: Eukaryota; Metazoa; Chordata; Actinopteri; Gobiiformes; Gobiidae
Source: the annotation of a GenBank genome assembly